AUGCCUUCUUCAAAGGGAAAGACGCAUUCAAAGAACCAAUCAAGGUUGUCGAAUUCUGACAACUUUUCUUCACCUGGGUCACUUGAUUUUGAAGCUACUGAUGAGAGUUUUGCAAGCUCUCUUGAACAAGCUUCGGUUAAAUACCCAUCUCUGAUUCAGAACGACCCCAAAAGCUGUAAAAUUUGGCUUUCAGAGCCUUCCAUUCCAAUGUUGCCUCUUCCUUCUCCCCUGGAUCCGUUGUUGCGGCGUCUCUUCCUUUUAACUAAUGACGCAGGGAACUACUUUGCUCUUGCAAUGAUUUUUCCUUCUUCUAAGAUUACAAAGAAUGGUGUGCUAUUGUCUUCAAAUCUUUCCAAUACAAUGGGUUGUCCUCCAUCAGGCAGGGUCAUAUUCAUCACUAUGUACAAACUCUAUCCCAAGCUUGUCUUGUGUGUGAUACAAGAAAAGCGCUUAGUUUUGGUUUACGACAUACAAUGGGAGUGCUUCUUCAUGGUCCUCCUGGUACGGGAAAGACUUCUUUGGCUCGAUUAUGAAUUUUUCUCUGUCAAUGGCUCUGAAGUUGUGAAACAAUACCAUGGAGAAAGUGAGCAACCUUUGUGUGAAGUUUUUGACUCAGCUAGCCAAGCUGCACCUUCUGUGGUUUCUGGAUUUAGUCAUGGAGGGGAAGGGUUCAGUGGAAGGUGGAGGAAGUGGAUUUCAGGUUGCUUGGAGUCUACAAAUUUUUCCAUUCUGAUUAAGGGGAGGCCUAGGGGUAAAUUCAAGGCUUCUAGAGGUGUAAGGCUGGGAUAUCCUUUAUCUCCUUUCUUGUUCAAUUUAGUUGUUGAUGUGUUGAGUAGGCUCUUGGAGAAAGCCCAAGAGAACAACAUGAUUGAGGGGAUCAAGAUCAGAAAUGAGGGGGUUGAGAUUUCUCAUAGGCAGUUCGGAGACGAUACUAUUUUUUUCUUGGAUGCUGCUGAAGAGAAUUGGGAACAUUUACUUGAGUUGCUGAAUUUAUUUUGUAAGAUUUCUGGGUUGAGCAUCAAUAAAGCUAAAUGCUCUCUUCUGGGCAUCAACUCUAAUUGUGAGAAGAUUUCCAGAUUGACACAGUCCUGGGUCUACCUCUUGUGGGGGACGCGAGAGCCCUUAAAUUCUGGGAUGCUGCUGUGGAAAAGGUGGAAUUUCGCCUCCAAAACUGGAAAAAAAACCUACUUAUCUAGAGGUGGAAGGCUUAUUUUAAUUCAAGCGGUCCUGAGUAGCAUCCCAAUGUAUUACUUGUCCUCGUUCAAAAUUCUGAUCGGGGGUGGCUAG
This is a messenger RNA of Prunus armeniaca (apricot), 1287 nucleotides long. The record is from the annotation of a GenBank genome assembly. Lineage: Eukaryota; Viridiplantae; Streptophyta; Magnoliopsida; Rosales; Rosaceae.